UCCCUCAAGUUUGCUCCUUACCAUAAAUCCCAUUUCAAAAAAUCUGAAACCCCAUCUAUAUAAACCCUAAUUCAUCUCACCAUUCUUCACCCAUUCUUCAUCCAAUGGCUUCCAAAAUGCCAUCAGCCCUUCUUCUCAACCUCCUCUUCUUCACAAUGGUCACCUCCACCUACGUCCCUUGCCCACCGCCGCCAUCGAAGCCCUCCAAGGGAGCUCCCUCGACCAAGCUGCCUCCACAGCCCCGGUGCCCAAAGGACACUCUCAAGCUCGGUGUUUGUGCUGACUUGCUCGACGGUCUCGUGCACGUGGUGAUCGGGACGCCCCCGAAAACCCCAUGCUGCACCCUCAUCAAGGGCCUGACUGAUCUUGAAGCUGCUGCCUGCCUUUGUACCGUCAUCAAAGCCAAAGCCUUGGGGCUCAAACUUAAUGUCCCAGUUUCCCUUAGCUUGCUUUUGAACUACUGUGGAAAGAAGGUUCCUUAUGGCUUCCAAUGCCCAUAAAUUAAUCCUUUCCUUUUCAUGCUUAUUAUGCUGAUUUUAUCGCUGUGUCCUGAUGGGUUUGGAAAUCUUCCAAAGAAUUCCACCAUCUUCUAUAUGGUUCUAUGAGCUUGAUUGUAGCACUGUUCUUGUUUGUGUGUAAUUUAAAAGUAUAUUGAUACGUAGUUUGUUUUUU
Molecule: messenger RNA, 672 nt
Organism: Cucurbita maxima (winter squash)
Lineage: Eukaryota; Viridiplantae; Streptophyta; Magnoliopsida; Cucurbitales; Cucurbitaceae
Product: 14 kDa proline-rich protein DC2.15-like
Exons: 1
Coding region: 105-500 (131 amino acids)
Source: RefSeq, a predicted model, not a curated record